Metschnikowia bicuspidata var. bicuspidata NRRL YB-4993 is the source of this 1311-nucleotide messenger RNA. It is a transcript of the gene CEM1, whose product is annotated as fatty acid synthase. Gene Ontology annotation, biological process: fatty acid biosynthetic process. NCBI's taxonomy places the organism in Eukaryota, Fungi, Ascomycota, Pichiomycetes, Serinales, Metschnikowiaceae. Bases 1 to 1311 code for a protein of 436 amino acids. The transcript has a single exon. The record is from RefSeq and is a predicted model, not a curated record. Gene Ontology annotation, molecular function: 3-oxoacyl-[acyl-carrier-protein] synthase activity.
AUGACAAGAGUGGUCGUCACAGGGAUUGGACUCGUCACUCCGCUAGGCGUCGGCCUCAGGCACACGUGGCAAAAUCUCGUGGCCGGGAAAUCAGGAUUGGUCUCGACCAAGGGCUUUGCGGAUUACGACUCCGCUGGUUGGAGCAAGGUUCCUUCAAAAGUCGUGGGCCAGGUACCGAGGGGCAGUGUCAAGGACGGGAAGUGGGACGUGCUAGAUCAUUUGGAUCCCGGCGAGGCUCGGCGGCUCGCGUUGUUCUCCCAGUAUGCAUUGGUAGCAACACAAGAGGCCGUGGACGAUGCAAAGCUAGAUUUUACGGGUACCGAUUCCAUCGAUAAAACCACCGUCGGCGUGGCUGUUGGCUCGGGCAUCGGCUCCUUUGCGGACGUGUACGACAACUCAGUUGCGUUUGAUUCCGCGGGCUACAAGCGCGUGCAGCCAUUGUUCAUCCCCAAGCUUUUGAACAACAUGGCUGCCGGAAACAUAUCCAUCAAACACGGGCUCAAAGGCCCCCUUCACUCGGUGUCAACUGCGUGUGCGACCGGGCUCAACGCCAUCGGAGACGCGUAUAACUUCCUUCAAAACGACUAUGCCAAUGUCAUGAUCUGCGGAGGCACUGAGGCUUCCUUGCACCCCUUGGCUCUUGCCGGGUUUUCCCGGGCACGGUCGGUGGUCACGGAUUUCGAAGAUGACCCUAUUGCUGCUUCAAGGCCGUUUGACGCGGCCAGGAGCGGUUUCGUGCUAAGCGAGGGAUGCGGAAUUUUGGUUUUGGAAAAACUUGACCAUGCGCUUGCUCGUGGUGUGACUCAAUUCUAUGGCGAAGUCACUGGUUACGGGUUAUGUGGCGAUGCGCACCACAUCACAGCACCCGAGGAAUCAGGCGAAGGUGCGUUCAGGGCAAUGCAAAUGGCAGUCAAGCGCGCAAAGGUAGACCCUCACGAGAUUGGGUAUGUCAACGCACAUGCCACGUCAACAGUGAUUGGCGACCGUGCCGAAAACAACGCCAUCAAUCGGUUGUUCGCGGGCCAUCAGGACUUGUCUGUCUCUUCCACCAAGUCUUCCAUUGGGCAUCUUCUCGGUGCGGCUGGCGCAGUCGAGGCUGCAUUCACUUUGAAAGCAUUGCAGACUGGGAACAUUCCUGCUACGUUGAAUUUGACCGGGAAAGGUGGCCAUAAAGGAGACGAUGCCACGCAGUUCUCGGCCUUUGACUAUGUCCCAGAGCAUAGCCGGCAAAAGACGAUUCUGCAUGCGUUGUGUAACUCGUUUGGAUUUGGGGGCGUGAAUUCUAGUGUUGUGUUUUCGAAAUACUCGUGA